This is a messenger RNA of Protopolystoma xenopodis, 1503 nucleotides long. NCBI's taxonomy places the organism in Eukaryota, Metazoa, Platyhelminthes, Monogenea, Polystomatidea, Polystomatidae. The record is from the annotation of a GenBank genome assembly.
AUGAUUGAAUUGGUGCUUACUCUAGAGGCCUGUUUAGAUCACAUUCACCAAAAUACGGAUCUACUUCCUGACUACUACCAGGCCUGUAGUGUCAAUGGCAAUAGCUCAAACGGAUGCACCCACACUGUCUGUUCAUCCAUCGCCCCCACUACUACCUUUGUCGCUACAGCUACUACCACCACCUCAGCCCUUAGCAGCAACAGCAUCAAUGUCAAAUUUUGUCCAGGACAAGCAUCGAAUGCUGCAUGUGGUCAGCCUCUCACCAAUGUUUCGCCUCGGUCGCAGCUAUCCGGCCCUUCAGCUCCCCCAUGCACAAUAACCCGUCUCUUAACCUCCAGGGCCCCAGACCACAUUUCUACAUCAUCUACUUCGUCUUUAUCGGCUAGCACUUCAGCAGGGCCUCACUCCGUUCAUCCCAAGGUGACGAAGGGCAGGCACGUACGUCGUAGCUCUGCUUCAGCAAGCUCACUCGGUCUGGAGGUGCUCGUAACUGCCGGAAUUUCGCAGCCUGUUGGAGCAUAUGCGUUACCAACCGAUAAGUCCGUCCGGGCAGCUAAUGGAUCUUCAAGCGACAUGUCAGCGCCACGGUUGCUAUCCAGUCGACCAACGCCUUUGGAAGUGUCAACUACAAGCGCAACCUCUAUCCCACUAUCUAACGAUGGCAGACAACGUAUGGUCUACGUUGGGCCGGGAGAAAAUUCACAAUUUCAGACGAGACUCUAUCAAAAGAAGUCUCAACGUUUAAACUCAAAUAAGCCUAGUGAGUUAGACAACCGUAGCCACUCGCAUUCUUCAUGUUUAUCUCCCAAUCGUCAACAUUAUUCCGACCCGACCAAAGGAGUGCGUAAGCCUACAGUAAUGAGGCAUGCUCCUAUGUCACUACUUCCUCUGGAGAUCUCCUCUAACGAGCAACAAGAGGGCUUGACUCUUCUGGACAUGUCAGACUUAGGAUCUGCUGAAAACCUAUUUCAGUCGUCCUGUCAAUUAGGUCAGGAUGAAUUUGGAGAUCUUAUAUGUGGAAUCUUCUGGACAGGCGUGUGCCUGCUCGAUUCUGACUUUGAGCACGAGUUCGUGGCCGGUCUUCGGCUCUUAUCCCGCCUUCUACCAACUGUCUGCCUUCCCACACAAAUGGCACUGGCCACAUUCCAGCCAAAGAACCGUCUCCAAGGCCAAACUACUUCGAAAUUUCAUCAUUGUAACCAUAAUCUUCACCACAAUCACUCUCACUACCAUUCGCAACAUCCCAAAUGUCAAUCGGCAACGGUCAGCUUACACCUGCCGGUCACUCCACCUCCAUCAUUUUUACCUUCUACGUCAAGCCUUUCGCAUUGCUUACCAAUGGAAGCUGGCAGAGAUUCAACGAGUCUAAGUGGGGUGCAGAAGUUCCAUUUGAUAUCAAAUUAUGGCCGUCUAAUGGAGAAGACAUUGGAAAAGAUGGCCUGGAAACAGCCAAGAUUUCCAGGGCUUUUGAGCCUAAUCCUGAAGGUAGGCAUAACUCUGUGA